GCUAGGCUCAACGUGGACGGGCUGCUGGUCUACUUCCCCUACGACUACAUCUACCCGGAGCAGUUCUCCUACAUGCUGGAGCUCAAGCGCACGCUGGAUGCUAAGGGCCAUGGAGUUCUGGAGAUGCCUUCAGGUACAGGAAAGACAGUGUCUCUGCUGGCCCUGAUCAUGGCUUACCAGCGGGCAUAUCCGCUGGAGGUGACAAAGCUCAUCUACUGCUCCAGAACUGUGCCCGAGAUCGAGAAGGUGAUUGAAGAGCUUCGAAAGUUGAUCAACUUCUAUGAGAAGCAAGAGGGUGAGAAGCUGCCAUUUUUAGGGCUGGCGCUGAGCUCCCGCAAAAACCUCUGUAUCCAUCCUGAGGUGACGCCCCUGCGCUUCGGGAAGGAUGUGGACGGCAAGUGCCACAGCCUCACCGCAUCCUACGUGCGCGCCCAGUACCAGCAGGACCCCAGCCUGCCCCACUGCCGCUUCUACGAGGAAUUCGAUGCCCACGGGCGCCAGGUGCCCCUCCCCGCUGGCAUCUACAACCUGGAUGACCUCAAGGCCCUGGGCCAGCGCCACGGCUGGUGCCCCUAUUUCCUGGCCCGUUACUCGAUCCUGCACGCCAACGUGGUGGUGUACAGCUACCAUUACCUCCUGGAUCCCAAGAUCGCCGACCUGGUGUCCAAGGAGCUGGCGCGCAAGGCCGUGGUGGUCUUCGACGAGGCCCACAACAUCGAUAAUGUCUGCAUCGACUCCAUGAGUGUCAACAUUACCCGCCGGACCCUCGAUCGCUGCCAGAGCAACCUGGAGACGCUGCAGAAGACAGUGCGCAGGAUCAAGGAGACGGAUGAGCAGCGGCUGCGGGAGGAAUAUCGACGCCUGGUGGAGGGGCUGCGGGAGGCCAGCGUGGCCCGGGAGACUGAUGCCCACCUGGCCAACCCGGUGCUGCCCGACGAGGUGCUGCAGGAGGCCGUGCCCGGCUCCAUCCGCACGGCCGAGCAUUUCCUUAGCUUCCUGAGGCGCCUGCUGGAGUUCGUCAAGUGGCGUUUACGGGUGCAGCAUGUGGUGCAGGAGAGCCCACCCGCCUUCCUCAGCAGCCUGGCACAGCGUGUGUGCAUCCAGCGCAAGCCACUCAGGUUCUGUGCCGAGCGCCUCCGUUCCCUCCUGCACACAUUGGAGAUUGCUGACCUGGCUGACUUCUCCCCCCUCACCCUCCUUGCCAACUUCGCUACCCUCGUCAGCACCUAUGCCAAGGGUUUCACCAUCAUUAUCGAGCCCUUUGAUGACAGGACCCCCACCAUUGCCAACCCCGUCCUGCACUUCAGCUGCAUGGACGCCUCGCUGGCCAUCAAGCCCGUGUUUGAACGUUUCCAGUCUGUCAUCAUCACUUCUGGGACACUGUCCCCCCUGGACAUCUACCCCAAGAUCUUGGACUUCCACCCUGUCACCAUGGCGACCUUCACCAUGACCCUGGCUCGAGUCUGCCUCUGCCCCAUGAUCAUCGGCCGCGGCAAUGACCAGGUGGCCAUCAGCUCCAAGUUUGAGACUCGUGAGGACAUUGCGGUGAUCCGGAACUAUGGAAACCUCCUGCUGGAGAUGUCAUCUGUGGUCCCCGAUGGCAUCGUGGCCUUCUUCACCAGCUACCAGUACAUGGAGAGCACCGUGGCCUCCUGGUACGAACAGGGCAUUCUUGAAAACAUCCAGAGGAAUAAGCUGCUCUUCAUUGAGACCCAAGACGGGGCUGAGACCAGUGUGGCGCUGGAGAAGUACCAGGAGGCCUGCGAGAACGGCCGCGGGGCCAUCCUGCUCUCGGUAGCCCGAGGAAAAGUGUCAGAAGGCAUCGACUUUGUGCACCACUACGGGCGCGCGGUUAUCAUGUUCGGCGUUCCCUAUGUCUACACCCAGAGCCGCAUUCUCAAGGCACGGCUGGAGUACCUGCGGAACCAGUUCCAGAUCCGGGAGAAUGACUUUCUCACCUUCGAUGCCAUGCGCCAUGCGGCCCAGUGUGUGGGCCGGGCCAUCCGGGGCAAAACCGACUAUGGCCUGAUGAUCUUCGCUGACAAGCGGUUCGCCCGGGCGGACAAGCGGGGGAAGCUGCCCCGCUGGAUCCAGGAGCACCUCACGGAUGCCAACCUCAACCUGACGGUGGACGAGGGGGUGCAGGUGGCCAAGUACUUCCUGCGGCAGAUGGCACAGCCCUUCCACCGGGAGGACCAGCUGGGCCUGUCCCUGCUCAGUCUGGAGCAGCUGCAGUCAGAGGAGACGCUGAAGAGGGUGGAGAAGAUCGCCCAGCAAAUGUAGCGCCACCCCCACGGCGGGAUUCCCAAAGGCCACGAGGCAUAUGUACCCCGGCUGCCCCCCGACAGCUUUAAUGGACAUUUGAGGCAGGAAGAGGGUGGGGAAGGGAGGAGAGAGGCCAAGGGCUAUGUGCAUCCUGGCUAAGCCCUGAUCUUCUUUGUCCCGGGCCCCUGUGCGCUUCAGCGGGGGCCCAGGUCCUGGGUGCUGGCGCUGAGGUUCCGAGAAGCCUUGCUCAGGUGGUGGCUGGAGAACUGGGGACAGCAGAAAGAUUAGCCACCAGCUGGGCCAAGCCCCUGCCCACUGCCCCAUCUUGCCCACCCAGUGGCACCUCACCUGGGUGCUGGCAGCCCGCGCCCCAUCCGUGUUCAGCAUGCCCAGCGACAUGGCUCGCUUCAUCCUACACCGGAAGGGGCGCCUGAGUGACCCCACCAGUCCUGAGGGUCCAGGACACCGCCCCACAUCCUCCCUAUUAGGUCACUUACCCGCUGGUCCCUGCGGCCACCUCUCCCCGAAUCCUUGACACCAGCUUCUCGCUCCCGCGCCGAAUGGACUCUCGGAACUUGGAGAGGGAGCUGCUCCGGCGCAGGGGCUGGGGUGGGGGGGAUACCAGUGAGCCCCCCCCAACCCUGCAUUUCUGCAUCCCAGCCCUGGAGAGGGUCACCCAGCCCUGACCCUCCUCACCUGCUGCUCGGAAACACCAGCUGUGCCUGUUUGCGGGGCCCCUGGGGACAAAAGGGGUGGUUGAAGUUGGGGGGAUGCAAACGUUGGGGGGCCAAGGUUUGGGUGCUCACCGAGGGGUGCCGGCAGGUUCUCCUGACUCAGGAUCUCCUUGUACAGAGCCUCUGCCUCCUGGUACUUGUUCUGUUUCAGGUAGGCGGACGCCUGCAAAGGGGGGACUCAGUAAUCAACUGGGCGCCCCUCACUCCAGUCUCAGGGUACCAUCUCUGCCUCUCCCACAUUCUGAACAGCAGUACCCUGGACCUCUUCCCCCCCACCCAGCUCCUUUCUAGACACUGUGCACCCC
Messenger RNA from Suncus etruscus (white-toothed pygmy shrew), 3304 nucleotides. It is a transcript of the gene ERCC2, whose product is annotated as ERCC excision repair 2, TFIIH core complex helicase subunit. The transcript is spliced from 22 exons. The record is from RefSeq and is a predicted model, not a curated record. Gene Ontology annotation, molecular function: hydrolase activity, acting on acid anhydrides, in phosphorus-containing anhydrides; DNA helicase activity; ATP binding. NCBI's taxonomy places the organism in Eukaryota, Metazoa, Chordata, Mammalia, Eulipotyphla, Soricidae. Gene Ontology annotation, biological process: transcription by RNA polymerase II; positive regulation of mitotic recombination; nucleotide-excision repair. Gene Ontology annotation, cellular component: nucleus. Bases 73 to 2283 code for a protein of 736 amino acids.